This is a messenger RNA of Penicillium alfredii, 5172 nucleotides long. Its product is annotated as putative nuclear migration protein (ApsA). Gene Ontology annotation, cellular component: mitochondrion; cell cortex. Gene Ontology annotation, molecular function: tubulin binding; phospholipid binding. The record is from RefSeq and is a predicted model, not a curated record. The transcript has 4 exons. Gene Ontology annotation, biological process: dynein-driven meiotic oscillatory nuclear movement; maintenance of protein location in cell cortex; establishment of mitochondrion localization. Lineage: Eukaryota; Fungi; Ascomycota; Eurotiomycetes; Eurotiales; Aspergillaceae. The annotation marks the transcript as partial.
GGAACAAGGAACGCGCCCGUCCCUGAAGUCUCAACGGCAGCUGUAUCCUCGCACUCAGGGGGGAUCCAGAAGCCGUGUGAGGCACCACAAUUCUCAAAUAUGGCGGCGUACAACGCGGGGGCCAGUGGCGCCUUUGCGUCCAUGGAUGACCCGUUUGUUUCGAAUGCCAACCAGCCCGCCGUGCCUCGCGAAUCGCAUCGCUACGCGUCCUUUGAUACUCAGCUAUUUAGCCUUAAUGCCUCCUCCCCUGCCCAAGCCAAGCGAGCCCUCGAGGCUCACCUGGCCGAGACCGAACGUCGCCUGGAGGAGGCGUCCAAGUUGGGAACCGCCCUGAUUGACCAGCAGCGAGGACUCUCGGAGCAGCUGAAGGAGGUGGAGCAGCAACAGGAUGAGGGGGAAAUGGGCCCGGACCUGCGACGGCGGCUCGCCGACCUGGAGAAAGAGUACAAUGAUAUUGGUCGGGAGACGGCGCGCGCAUUUUUGGCACCCAAACGGCUGGCAGGAGGUCCAGAGGAUACCCAGUUGGGAACACCAUCUGUUGACCCAAAGUCUCCGCUCAGCCCGGCACUGUUUGCUGGACAGGCUACCAACUCACCCAGCAAAGUCAGCGCCCCAUCACGCAAGCAGCGCAAUCAACCCUCCACUCGCGUUCACGACAUCGAAUUCGCGACUGAGAUCUCGACUUCGUUAUUGGCCCAGGUCCGCCAACUGCAGGCGCUCCUUGCAGAACGAGAGGAGGCGUUGAAGUCUGUGAACUUGGAGAAAUCCCGGCUUGAGAUUGAAGCGGAGGGCUAUGCACAGCGAAUCCGGGCACUGGACGACAGCGAGCAGCGGUACAAGGACGAGAACUGGGCUCUGGAGACGCAGACUCACGAGUUGAUGGCCGCCGUCAAAGACGCUGCCGAACGCGAAACGAGACUCAACACUACGUUGAGUACAUCGAACUCGGAGAAGACUGCCGUGGAGCGAGAGCUUGAAGAGUUAAGGCAGGCGAACUCGAGGAUUCUGGAGGACCAGACUACCUCCCAGAAGGCAAAUGAUGCGGAGAUCCAUCUCCUGCGUCGGAACCUGAAUGCUGGAGAUGCGGAAAGACUGGCCCUUCAGAAAAAACUCGAGGAAAUGACCUCCCAAAACCAAGAGCUGGCCAAGGCGGUUGCUAUGCGACUCAGACAACAUGACGCACAAGGCGCCCGGGAUAUCCUUCACGACAACGAGGGAGAUGAACCUGAGCAAAUCACUCCCGAAAGCUCCCCACCGCCGUCGCCCAAUAAAUUCACUCCUCGGCAUAAUCAUCUGGAAUCAGAAACACUGAAGAGCUCGCUCGGUCAUGCCCACCGUAUGAUCCAGAGCCUCAAGAGCACCAUUCAUCGGGAAAAGACCGAGAAAAUCGAGCUCAAGCGCAUGUUGCAAGACGCCCGGGAUGAAGUUGAACAGCGUCGUCGUGAGAACAAUGCUCCAAACGGUUCUAGCAAGCGUCAGAAGAACAAGCAAGAUUCGGCCCGGAAGCCUGUUCGCCCCGAUCUGCUUGGCGCAGGCCGCAAGGAGAAGUCAUUUGUUGAACUUCAUGACACCGACUGGGAAGACAAUGCGGGCCAAGUUAGCCCUACCCGUCAACAUGCUACGACAAAUCAGAUCAAGAGCCGCACCGCCGCAGAGUCUGCGGAUGAGCCCAGUGAUGUUUACCAGACCGCCACAGAAGCCGAGGACGGGUUCGAGACGGCCAACGAGCGCGGCACUGCAACCGAGAGUGAAGCAUUCCAGACCGGCGUGGAAAGCAUGGCCGACGACAGCAGUGACUCGGCAGAUCUCACUGAGACCGAGAACACUGUUCAGACUACUCCGCGCAACCGCAACCGCGUCACUUCUUCUUUGAAGUUGUCUAAGACUCGUGAGCGUCACUCAUACCACAGUUCCGCUUCUACAUCAGACGACUCCGAGGAAGACGACCGAGGACACCCCUCUCCAAGCCAAAUCAAUCUCCCUCGAACCCGCGUUAGGUCGAAGCGGAGUAUCAUCAAACGGAUUCGACCAUCUGGAGAGGCACCGAUGGCUUCUAGCAGCCGGCCUUCUAGUGCACGCAAUUCCCCCGCAGCAAGCUUCGAGCCAGAGCCCGUGACCCAAGAGGGCCAGAGCCUGUUCGCAGAGCUCGCGGAACUUGAAGGACCCGAGGAGGAAGAUGAAGGCUUCGGUGCAGCUUCGCAGGCCUCGACGCCGCGCAUGCAGCCUGCAGCGGACUCACGACGGCCGUCUGAUGCCAUGCUGGAUGCCCCGCCCAAGCCUGUCAUGGUUGACUCUGGGGUGAUGACAGAGCCUUGGGAACCCAUGACCCCCACCAAGGCGGCCAUGGGCGCAAACCGUGAAGUUCCGGAGACCAGACAAACCCCAGAACUUGUCAGUUCAGGAACACAAUGGACGCCUCUUAAGCCCUCGCCUGCGGAUGACAAUUUGGCCAAUGUCCCUACGCCACCGAAGAUGGUCUGGGACGAACAUUCUGCUCGAGACCAAGAGAACGGAGUAAAUGCCCAACCCCAAUUGCCUGUGAUGGGUACAGCGACGGUCGAUUCCCAGGAGACCGUCCCCGAGUCGCCUACGUGGCCGGAGCUGAGUGUCUCAUACAUCACAGGAGGCACCACUGCACCCGUGCAACAUGAACUUCCUGCGCCUGAAAUUCCUGACCUCAAAUUGUCUUCCAUUUCUUCUCAAUCGACCGAGCCGGUUUUGGCCACGAUUCCUGAGCCUGAGCCUGUAAUCCCCGCUGAACCCGUGCGGGAGGUACCUGAGCUGUCUUUCUCAUCGCUCUACAUUCAGUCUACAGAGCCUGUCCAGGCACACAUUCCUGAGCCUGAGCCUGUGGUUCCUGUUGAACCUGUACGAGAGGCACCUGAGUUGGCAUUCUCAACCCUCUAUAGCCAGUUCACGGAGCCUGUGGUUCCCGUUGAGCCCGUGCAGGAGACACCCCAACUAUCAUUUUCGUCCCUCUCUAUCCAGUUCACAGAGCCCGUUCAGGCGCACCUUCCUGAACCCGAACCCGUGGUUCCCGUCGAGCUCCCACAGGAGACACCCGAGCUGGCAUUCUCACCCCUCUAUAGCCAGUCUACAGAGCCCGUUCAGCCAUACCUUCCUGAACCUGAGCCUGAAGUCCGCGCACCAGUUGUACCACCUUCUGAGCUGGUUGUUUCAUCUAUUUCCUCAGAGCAUACUGAGCCUGUUCAACCUCAGCUACCGGAGCGUGCCCUGGAACCUGAAACGAUUGUGGUACCCGAGCCCAAGCCAGCGCUCCCAGAAUUGUCAGUCUCUUGGCUUGAUCCAGCAUUCACUGCGCCAGUCGCACCUAAACAGCGCGAGAUUCCGGCAACUCCAGUGGUCCCUCUGUCUGUCUCUACCCUGCGCUCUGUGGAAACUUCGCCAGUGAAACCUGUGCCACGUGCUAUACCUCUGGUGGCAGAUCUGUCCACUCAAACAGAUCCAACUGAGCAAUCGAAGGCGGCUGGAGCCGCAGUGGUUGUUCACGAAGAUCAGGGCAGCGAAGAUGAGCCCAGUGGCCCUGCCCGCAACCGUGCUAGUACCAGUACCAGUGACCUGCAACCGGGCGCCGGGUUGGCACUGAGCGACAUUUCUGGCAACGCCUUAGGCCGUUCUGCUAGACAACCACCCAGCUCGGUCAGCAUGGAUCAAGGGGCCCAGACCAUCUUGUCUUCCAAGCAAAUCGACCAGAUCCUCAUGGACCGGGAGUUUGCUCGUCCUAUAUCUUCCCCCGACAGCAAACAAUCACAACACAACAGAGAAGCCGCCAUUUUUGGCGGGACCACCGCAUCACCAUACGCAACACCCAAAGUCCGAAGCCGUCUUCCACCUCAAUCCUCGACCAAGUCGGCUACAUCAAGUCACAGACGACCUGGCAGUGCUACGAGCCAGGCAUCGGGCCUCAGUGCCCACCCGCCCUUGCCUGCCGACCACCGCGAAGCAAUCCUGGCUGCCGAAAAGAAGUCAGUGGAUAUGCCUCCCUCGCCGUCUAUCAUGGGACCUCCGUUGGCGCCUGCUUCUGCCUACCGAAUGAACACGCAGGCGCACCCGCGAACCCCGAAUGAACAGGUUGCGCGAGCUGGCUCUGCGAGAACCGUUUCUUCGCAGGCCAGAAUGAGGAAGGGGAGCCAGAGCCAAAUGUCGCGGCGGUCAUCUGUGUCUUCCUUCGCAUCCGAGCUGGAAGAGCGAUUUAAUAUCAACCUCCAGGCUGGUCCCAUGCCGCAGGGCUAUGGGCCGAAUACGGAUCCGCGUAUGAUCCAGGCAAUCACUCAAACCAUGAUUGGCGAGUUCCUCUGGAAAUACACCCGUAAGACUGGCUCGGGUGACAUGUCAAGUACGCGACACAGGCGAUACUUCUGGGUUCACCCGUAUACGCGCACGUUGUAUUGGAGUCAACAGGACCCACAAACGGCCGGCAAGAAUGAACUUCGAACCAAGAGUGUGCCGAUCGAGGCUGUGCGGGUGGUUGCAGACGACAACCCCUACCCACCGGGACUUCACUGCCGGAGUUUGGAAGUUGUCAGCCCCGGCCGACGCGUUCGAUUCACCGCCACCACAAGUCAACGGCACGAAACCUGGUUUAACGCCUUGUCGUAUCUUCUUUUGAGAGAAACCAACGACAACUGCGAAGACCACGACGCCAGUGUGACUCUGGACGAUAUUGAUGAAUUCAACCCGGGCUUCCGAUCUGCUUCUCGUCAGACGGCGCGGAUGUCGCUCUCGUCGUACAACAGUCGUACCGCUCGUCAAGCGCCCAAGCAACAGCGAGCGGCUUCAGCCAUGUCCAUGCGGUCUGCAGGAACUCACGGGCGUGCAUCCCCGGCACUCAGCUCACCCGCCCCAAAUUCGUCGCUACAAGUUCCAGAGGAACGCCAACGAUCGUCGUCCCGACUCAGCACCAUUUUCAAUGGCUCGAUCCGCGGGUCGAUUGCUAGCCUGAAGGGGCGCCACGGCCAGGCAGGGAGUGUCCACAACGGCAGUCUCGGUGGUGAGAAUAGCGCGGACGAUCUGAGACACGAGCUCGAGGGUGAAGACGAAGACCGACUCGAGAAUGUCCGCGCUUGCUGUGAUGGCAAACACGACGUUGGAUCGCUUCCUCGAACGAGUCGGUAUAGUCCUCGAGUCAACCGCAUUCAUUCUCACCACUAA